AUGCUUGGCAACCCGUCGGAGAACAGUAUCGAGAUCGGCAAGCGCAUCAGCAAUUGGGACGUUGUGAACGUUCAGGAAGAUUUCAACUACCACGCUUAUGUCUACUCGGAGAACUCGCACCUCUAUCGAACCGCAACGAGCGGAGGUAUUCCAUUCGGUGAUGGGCUCAACACUUUGUCGAACUUCUCGUUCAGCAACAUCACCGAUUUGACGCGCACCAAGUGGAGUGUCUGCAGUACGUUUGAUGGUGCCGAUUGCCUCACCCCCAAGGGCUUUACGUUCCUCGAGAUUCAGCUAGCCGAUGGAGUCACAGUUGACCUCUACAACCUGCACGCUGAUGCGGGUGUCACGGCUGCUGACGAAGUGGCUCGGGCGGCAAACCUCGCCCAGCUCAGUGAGUUUAUCACUACUAACUCAGCUGACAAUGCUGUCAUCGUCAUGGGGGACACCAACACUCGCUACACUCGUGCGGACGAUACCAUUCGGGAGUUUGUGGAAGGCCUUGGUCUCACGGACGGCUGGGUAGAAUACGUUCGCAACGGGGUAUACCCGACCAAAGGAGCGGAUGCUAUCGUGUGUGACGCAAACAAAAUGACCAACAAUUGUGAGGUGGUCGACAAGAUCAUGUUCCGUGGCAAUAACUACAUCACUCUAACACUUGACAAGUGGAAUAACGAGAACGCUGCCUUCCUGGAUAGCAAUGGAGCUAUGCUGUCGGACCAUCCGCCGAUAUCAUCCACUUUUUCUUGGACAUUAAACGACGAGAUUCGUCUGAGCAACGCUGUUGGAGGACCGCAUGGAGACCAAUUCACGGACGUUGCAUCAGCAGCCGGAGGCCAAACCGUGAAAUCCAUCACGUUGCGAUCGGGAUCGCGUGUAGAUGCAGUAAGCAUCUCGAUCUCAGCACCAAGCGCAACGACGUUCUCACAUGGCGGCACUGGUGGCACCGCAAAAACACUGACUCUGUCUUCUGGCGAGUAUAUUACAUCCAUGCAAGCUCACUGGAGCAAAUACAACGGCCGUACGCGUAUUUUCUAUCUCAAGUUCACAACGAAUCUGGGCAACACACUGUCGGGAGGGCUCCUCAAGAGGCUUUAA
Messenger RNA from Phytophthora nicotianae INRA-310, 1098 nucleotides. RefSeq lists its product as hypothetical. The transcript has 2 exons. The record is from RefSeq and is a predicted model, not a curated record. NCBI's taxonomy places the organism in Eukaryota, Oomycota, Peronosporomycetes, Peronosporales, Peronosporaceae. Bases 1 to 1098 code for a protein of 365 amino acids.